AAGAAAAUUAUCAAACGCUGUGAGGCCCGACUGAGUACGAGAAGAAAUUACCGAAACCAUAUUAAAUUUGGUGCGUAUAUAUGAAACAAUUUCUCGACUGACGACAACAUUCGUGAUGGAUUGCAUAUUAAACUGGGUGUCACUGUCUCUUCAUCGUCUUUGAUUCCUAUUCAUGGAUAACAAGUACAGGGAAUAUAGCUCCAUUUAUGAGAGAGCAAGGGAUGAAACACGUAGUACUGCAGUACAAUGUAGUCCACUUCGUAGUAGGUAACACAUAGGGAAAGGGAACUUUUGUAUUAUCAUGGAAUGUUGAAGAAAAAGUCAUGUUGGUAUUGACGAUAUCAACAGAGGAUUCAUCCCCGUGUGGGCUGCGCGGGGAGGGUACAGGGCCUACUUGCCCUGCCAGCUGUAAUAGAAGAGAUGGUUUAUGGUCUACGUCUCCAAGUUCUUCCUAGUUUUAUACGCACUACCGAUGGAGCGUAAUUCUACCCACUUGGCACAUUUGUUGCAGUCUUGCAUCGACAAGAAAGCCCACCUAGCGGGCAAACUCCUUCAUGCUCAUAUCUUGCGAGUUGGGUUGUCCAAUGAUACAUUUCUCUCCAAUCGUCUCCUUGAGUUGUACUCAAUUUGUGGCGCCUUGGGGUCCGCCAUCCAUUUGUUCUAUAAAAUGCCUCACAAAGACGUUUAUUCUUGGAAUGCCAUGUUGGGCGCUUAUUCUAAAGCUGGUGAAGUGCAAGAUGCGCAUUCGUUGUUUGUCAAAAUGCCUGAAAGAAAUACUGUCUCGUGGAACACCUUAAUUACUACCUUGGUGCGACGUGGGUCAGAAGAGAAAGCUCUGGAUGUAUACUAUAGGAUGAUCGCGGAAGGAUAUGUGCCUACCCGUUUUACUUUGGCCAGUGUUUUAAGUGCAUGUGGAGCAUUGACAGAAUUAGAACAUGGUAGGAGAUGUCAUGGCCUUUCAAUAAAAAAUGGUCUUGACAAAAAUUUGUACGUUAGUAAUGCUGUGUUGUGCUUGUAUGCCAAGUGUAGGUCUGUCAAGGAUGCAAUUCGAGCUUUUGAGGAUGUGCCCCAUCCUAACGAGGUUUCUUUCACAGCAAUGAUGGGUGCGCUAGCAGAGAGUGAUCGAGUUGAGGAAGCUGUGGAAGUAUUUAGAUUGGUACACAGAAAUGGAGUUAAUAUUGAUUCCGUUGCAUUGUCGAGCAUUUUGGGUGUUCUUACCAGAGGUGGAACUAAAGAUUUUGGUCCUUGUGAUCAGGGGGGUGAAGUUUCGUAUUCUCUGCACGGGCAGCAGGUUCAUUGUAUCACCGUCAAGCUUGGUUUUGAAAUUGAUCUUCAUUUAAGUAAUUCAUUGCUCGACAUGUAUGCAAAGAAUGGGAACAUGGAUAAAGCUGAGCUGAUUUUUGCUAAUAUGCAGGAAAGUAGUGUUGUUUCUUGGAAUAUUAUGAUAGCUGGGUAUGGCCAGAAAUUGCAGAGUGAGAAAGCUUUAUACUUUUUCCAGAGAAUGUCAUCCAGGGGUCUAGACCCAGAUGAGAUCACUUAUAUUAAUAUGCUUGCAGCAUGUGUGAGAUCUGGGGAUAUUGAGACUGGACGUCAAAUGUUUGAUAAGAUACCAUACCCAAGCUUGAGUUCAUGGAAUGCCUUACUGUCUGGGUAUUCCCAGAAUGAGAACCACAAGGAAGCUCUGGAACUUUUCAGGGAAAUGCAGUUUCGUAGCUUCGGGCCUGAUCGAACGACAUUGGCUAUCAUCCUCAGCUCAUGUGCGGGGAUGGACCUUUUGGAGUGUGGGAAGCAGGUCCAUGCUGUCUCACAAAAGGCUGCCCUUCAUACUGACAUAUAUGUUGCCAGUGGUCUUAUUGGUAUUUACUCAAAAUGUGGGAAAGUAGAGAUGGCAAAGCAUGUUUUUUAUAGAUUGCGUGAAUUGGAUAUUGUCUGCUGGAAUGCUUUGAUAGCUGGGCUUUCAUUUAAUACUCUAGACAGCGAAGCAUUUACUUUAUUUAAACAGAUGCGAAAAAAGGGGAUACUGCCCAGUGAAUUCUCAUAUACAGCUAUGCUUAGUUGUUGUGUAAAUCUAUGUUCUUUGUCUCAAGGGAGACAGGUGCAUGCACAGUUGGCAAAAGAUGGAUAUAUAACUGAUGUUUGUGUAGGGAGUACUCUUAUCAAUAUGUAUUGUAAAUGUGGGGAUGUAAAUGGGGCGCGGCAUUUCUUUGAUUUGAUGCCUGAGAAAAAUACGAUUACUUGGAACCAGAUGAUACAUGGGUUUGCACAGAAUGGACGUGGAGAUGAGGCUGUUCGCCUUUAUGAGAACAUGAUUGUAUCAGGUGAGAAACCUGAUGGCAUAACCUUUAUUGCAGUUUUAUCUGCCUGUAAUCAUGCAGGAUUGGUUGAUGCUGGGAUCAAAAUAUUCAAUUCGAUGCAGCCAGAGCAUGGUGUGGAGGCACUUUUGGAUCAUUACACUUGCAUCAUUGACUGCCUAGGCCGAUCUGGUAGGUUCCAUGAAGUGGAAAUACUUGUAGAUAAGAUGCCAUAUAAAGAUGAUCCAGUUAUAUGGGAAGUUCUGCUUAGUUCCUGUAGAGUUCAUGGUAACGUGAGCUUAGCAAGAAGAGCAGCAGAUGAGCUCUUCCAUUUGGACCCACAAAAUUCUGUCCCAUAUGUGCUUCUAACCAAUAUCUAUGCUUCUUUGGGGAGAUGGGAUGAAGCAAGGGCUGUUAGAGAACUGAUGAGUGCUAAACAGGUUAUCAAGGAUCCAGGUUAUAGCUGGAUUGAGCAUAAGAAUGAUUUGCAACCUUUUAUAUUUGAUCAAGGUCUUAGUCAUGGAGUUGAUGUUAAAGAUGAAACAUUUUUCUUUAGUGGGCAGCUAAAUGAUAAAGCUUCCCUUUAUUUGGCUGCAGAACGAUUAAAAGGGAACAACAUCAUGGGAAUGAGAUGACUUUCUCAAAGCCAAGUCCUCAAUUGUUAUAUUAUACUCACUUUGUAAGAAAAUAGUAUCAGUUUUCUAAGACACCUAGGCGUCUGCAGACAGAAAAACUAUCCAUCAAUAUCAAAGUUCUUUCAACAGAUCCACAUUUGAAUCCUAGGUCAAUAUUUGCACUCGCUUAUAUAAAGAAACACCAUCAGUUUUCUAGGAAGCCUUGGAGUCUGCAGGCUCAAAAACUCUUCAUCUACAUCCUUUGAACAGAUCCAUAUUUGGAUUGAGAAUUCAAACGGUACAAUUUUGAUUGUUGACAUUUAAAAUGAUAAUGUUGUAGAGAUCUUAUUAUAUGAGAGUUCAACAUUGGGGUCAACCCCUAGACUCUGAGCAGCUACUUGCAAUGUGGGUUUGCAUGAAGUAAGAAUGCAAGGAUGUGAAGCAAGUAUUUUCCAGGGUGCUUCAGAACUGCUAGACUUGCAGUCAUGAUCAAGGCAAUGAGUUUUUGAUUCAUUUGUUGGGUAUUGUGCUGCAUUGUCAGUUUUUGAUGUUCAAAUUGAUCUUUAUCAUAGGCUGCAGCAGCAGACAUGGUUUACCGGUUUAAAUUGGUCUCUUCUUUUUUUUUUUUCUUUUUGUCUUUUUUCUGUAUCUGUCUCUAACCAUUUGCUGAACUUGUAUGAUCUAAAAGAUUUGCAACUAUUUUUGUAAGAUUCUUUAUUAGGG
Molecule: messenger RNA, 3628 nt
Organism: Malania oleifera
Lineage: Eukaryota; Viridiplantae; Streptophyta; Magnoliopsida; Santalales; Ximeniaceae
Product: pentatricopeptide repeat-containing protein At4g20770
Exons: 1
Coding region: 428-2926 (832 amino acids)
Biological process (GO): RNA modification
Molecular function (GO): RNA binding; protein binding
Source: RefSeq, a predicted model, not a curated record